Ananas comosus (pineapple) is the source of this 711-nucleotide messenger RNA. RefSeq names its product protein FD-like. NCBI's taxonomy places the organism in Eukaryota, Viridiplantae, Streptophyta, Magnoliopsida, Poales, Bromeliaceae. Gene Ontology annotation, molecular function: DNA-binding transcription factor activity. The record is from RefSeq and is a predicted model, not a curated record. Bases 1 to 711 code for a protein of 236 amino acids. The transcript is spliced from 3 exons. Gene Ontology annotation, biological process: positive regulation of DNA-templated transcription. Gene Ontology annotation, cellular component: nucleus.
AUGUGGUGCUCUUUUACUCAUCCAAACACCAACACCAACAUUAAUAACUCCUCUAUGUCCAUGUCCUCUUCUUCUUCUUCUUCCUCGAGCUCCUCUCCCUCCUCCAUGUUCUCCUCCCAAACCACCCCGCGGAGGAGAGCCAUGGAGGACGUGUGGAAGGACAUCACCCUCUCCACCCCCACCCCUCACCCCCACCCCCACCAUGUUAUGAUGAGACCCCUCGCCACCCCUUCCACAACCACUCACCACUACCACCACCACCACACCACCACACCACGCCACCAGAGGCGCCGUAUCCUCCAGGACUUCCUCGCCGGAACCCUAAACCGCCCCGCUCCGCUCGCCGCGAGGAGCUCGGACUUCCGCAAUUCGCUCCGAACGCGACUCCCGCGCCGACGCCGCCGGCGGCUGCGGCGCGGUCUGCUCGUCGUACCGUUGCCGGGCUUCUCGGCCGCCGACUCGCCGCCGAAUAUCUUCUCGCUCUGCGAGAAGAAGCGGCCCCCGGAGAGCCCCGACAACGGCUGCUGCGCCGGCGGCAGCGGCGGCGACCGCCGGCAUAAGAGGAUGAUCAAAAACCGGGAGUCCGCCGCCCGCUCCCGCGCCAGGAGACAGGCUUACACCAAUGGGUUGGAGUUGGAGGUUGCCCACUUGCUGGAGGAGAAUGCCAACCUAAAGAAGGAACAACAGGAGGUAAACUUACCACCUUCAUGA